Trichobilharzia szidati is the source of this 345-nucleotide messenger RNA. The record is from the annotation of a GenBank genome assembly. Lineage: Eukaryota; Metazoa; Platyhelminthes; Trematoda; Strigeidida; Schistosomatidae.
AUGAAUAAGACAUAUGCUCCAAAAAAUGAUCCGACUGCAAGAGAAAAAUAUGCCAAAGCAGAAUACGGAGACGAAAAAUCAGGACUCGGAGAAGGUACAAAAGAAAAAGUCAAAGAUGCAGUGACAGAAACUAAGAAAAAGGGAAGAAAUAAGAAGAGGAAACUGGCUAAGGUGACAGACACUACGACUGAAGAAAUCAAUACCACAUGGGCAGACACUACGACUGAAGAAAUCAAUACUACAUUGCCAGGUCGUAAGAAUGUGCUGAACACGAGUAGAACGAAAUCAAAUGGGAAAUCAGGUCCAAAACAAGAGCAAGUUAAGCCUAUAUUGACAGGUAAGUAA